This is a messenger RNA of Dunckerocampus dactyliophorus (ringed pipefish), 14216 nucleotides long. Its product is annotated as phospholipid-transporting ATPase ABCA1-like. The coding region runs from base 213 to 7019 and encodes 2268 amino acids. The transcript has 49 exons. Gene Ontology annotation, molecular function: lipid carrier activity; ATP hydrolysis activity; ATP binding. NCBI's taxonomy places the organism in Eukaryota, Metazoa, Chordata, Actinopteri, Syngnathiformes, Syngnathidae. Gene Ontology annotation, cellular component: membrane; intracellular membrane-bounded organelle. The record is from RefSeq and is a predicted model, not a curated record. Gene Ontology annotation, biological process: transmembrane transport; lipid transport.
UGCUGGGGUUGAAAAUGUGUUUGCUUUGACUCAGACACACAGCUGCAGAGCCCCGCUACGGAGUAGGAGGUGGUACCGUUUUUUCUUCACUUUUAUUUCUCCGGAAUAGUUAUUUCUAUUAAUGAGAAAGGAAAAACGGAGAGGAUAUUCAACAAUAUUCACAACAAAGUGAGGAGUUGGAGUGUGCUCAGUGAGCUCGGAAAGACGGCGGCAUGGCGGUCUCCACUCAGCUGGGCUUACUGCUUUGGAAGAACUUCACAUACCGAAGAAGGCAGACUAUUCAGCUGCUGAUUGAAAUAAUCUGGCCUCUAUUCAUCUUCUUCAUCCUCAUCUCGGUUCGGAUACACUAUCCACCCUACGAGCAGCAUGAAUGCCACUUCCCAAACAAGGCCAUGCCUUCAGCAGGCACUCUGCCCUGGGUACAAGGAAUCAUCUGUAACGCCAACAACCCUUGCUUCCGGAGCCCAACCCCUGGAGAGAGUCCCGGGGUGGUGGGCAACUUUAAUGAUUCAAUACUCUCCCGACUGUUUAUCGAUGCUAAGAAGAUUCUGCUGUACACCCAGAAUGAUAGGAGCUAUGAGGGCUACCGUGGACUGCUGAGGGCCCUUCACAAGAUGCAGAAAAACACCGCCCGUUUCAAGCUGAAGGACUUUUUGAAAGAUAACGAAACCCUCUCCCACUUCUUGCAUCACAACGCCUCACUUCCUCGUCACGCGCUGAAGCAGAUAGUAGAGGCUGACGUCAAUCUGGAAAAGGUGCUGACUAAAGGUUUUGGCUUCCAUCUCAGAGACCUAUGUAACACAACACCCCUGGAGGAGUUUGUCCAUAUUGCUGAUGGCAAUGUAUCUCGCCUGACGCAAGAAAUUAUUUGCAAGUCCUCCAAGGACUGGCUGAACAAGGCCCAGAUCCACUUCCUGUCGAACUUGGACUUCCUCAAGCCAAUUCGGAAGGAUGUAAAGUCAGAUCCCAAAGUAGUUCAGGAAGUCUCCGCUGCAACUGACUAUCUCCUGGAGAGCCUCGGACAACUGGCUGUGGAGCUUGCCAGCAUGAAGAGUUGGAAAGAUAUGCGAAAGGAGAUCCUGUAUCUCACUGCCAAUCCCACAGGCUCUCCAAAUCAGAUGUACCAGGCGGUGUCACGUAUUGUCUGUGGCCACCCUGAGGGAGGCGGCCUCAAAAUCAAGUCUCUCAAUUGGUAUGAGGAUAACAACUACAAGGCGCUGUUUGGAAACCACGGAAACGACAGCGACAGUGAGCCCCUUUCCGCAUAUGACAACACAUCCACUCCUUACUGUAACAACAUGAUGAGAAACCUGGAGUCCAGCCCCAUUUCCAGGAUGAUCUGGAGAGCUCUGAAGCCUCUGCUCAUGGGAAAGAUCCUCUACACCCCAGAUACUCCAGCGACACAGAGGAUAAUCCACGAGGUGAACAAGACUUUCCAGGAGCUGGGCUUGUUGAGGGACCUUGGAGGAAUGUGGGAUGAGAUGAAGCCCAAACUAUGGAACUUCAUGGAGAACAGCGAGGAGAUGGACUUAGUCAGGACACUGCUCCAAAAUAACGCGAGCGCCACUUUCAUGAACACUCAACUCAGUGGUACUGAGUGGCGUGUGUCCGACGUAUCACGCUUCCUCUCCAAGUCCUCGGCAGACAAAAAAGCUGCAAGAUCAGUGUACACCUGGAGGGAUGUCUUCAAUGAAACUGACCAGGCCAUCCAGACCAUCACCCGCUUCAUGGAGUGUGUGAACCUGGAUAAACUGGAGCCAGUAGCAAAUGAGGAGCGCUUAGUCAACAAAUCUAUGGGUCUGCUUGACAAUCAGAAGUUCUGGGCGGGCAUUGUCUUCUCCGACAUCUCCCAUAGCAACAGCUCUGACUUGCCCCCUAACGUCAACUACAAAAUCCGCAUGGACAUCGAUAAUGUCGAGAGGACCAACAAGAUCAAGGAUGGCUACUGGGACCCUGGCCCCAGAGCAGACCCCUUUGAGGACUUGCGGUACAUCUGGGGAGGAUUCUCCUACCUGCAGGACGUCAUUGAACAGGGAAUCAUACGAGCUGUGACAGGCAGCAAGGAAAAGACUGGAAUCUACAUUCAGCAAAUGCCCUACCCCUGCUAUGUGGAUGACAUUUUCCUGAGGGUGAUGAGUCGUUCCAUGCCCUUGUUUAUGACCUUGGCGUGGAUGUACUCCGUGGCCAUCAUUAUCAAGGGAGUGGUCUACGAGAAGGAGGCCCGGCUCAAGGAGACCAUGAGGAUCAUGGGACUGAACAAUGGCAUCCUGUGGCUCAGCUGGUUCAUCAGCAGUUUGAUUCCAUUGCUGAUCAGUGCUGGCUUAUUAGUAAUGUUGUUGAAGAUCGGCAACUUGCUGCCUUACAGCGACUCGGGUGUGGUUUUUCUUUUCUUGAGCUCCUUUGGUGUGGUAACCAUCAUGCAAUGCUUCCUCAUUAGCACGUUGUUCUCUCGUGCCAACCUGGCAGCGGCCUGUGGUGGAAUCAUAUAUUUCACCCUCUACCUGCCCUACGUGCUGUGUGUUGCCUGGCAAGACUACGUGGGAUAUGGAGCAAAAAUUGUUGUGAGCUUGCUGUCUCCCGUAGCUUUUGGAUUUGGCUGUGAGUACUUAUCCCUAUUUGAGGAGCAAGGUGUGGGAAUCCAGUGGUCCAACUUGCUGGCAAGCCCUCUGGAGGAGGAUAGCUACAACCUGAGCACCUCCAUCUGUCUCAUGCUGUUUGAUGCUGUGCUCUAUGGAAUAAUGACAUGGUAUAUCGAGGCUGUGUUCCCUGGCCAGUAUGGAAUCCCCAGACCUUGGUAUUUCCCUUUCACAAAGACAUACUGGUGUGGUGAAAAGGAGAACAAGAACCUCUCAACUUCUUUGUCCAAGAAAGGCAACGCUGAUGCUGUGUGCAUCGAGGAAGAGCCGAGCCACAUUGAUCCAGGUGUUUACAUUGAGAACCUGGUGAAGGUCUAUAGCCAUGGAAACAAGCUGGCAGUGGAUGGACUCUCCCUGAGAUUCUACGAGGGACAGAUCACCUCCUUCCUCGGCCACAAUGGCGCUGGCAAGACAACAACGAUGUCAAUCCUGACAGGGUUGUUCCCGCCCACUUCAGGGACGGCAUACAUCCUGGGCAAAGACAUUCGCUCGGAACUUAGCGCCAUCAGGCGGAAUCUGGGUGUUUGUCCCCAACACAAUGUGCUUUUCAGCAUGCUGACAGUGGAGGAGCACAUCUGGUUUUAUGCCCGCUUGAAAGGACUGCCUGAGGAAAUGGUGAAAGCCGAGAUGGAACAAAUUGUAAACGAUGUCGGAUUGCCUCAUAAGCGACAGUCACGCACCAGCACACUUUCCGGUGGGAUGCAGCGGAAGUUGUCCGUGGCUUUGGCUUUUGUUGGAGGCUCAAAGGUGGUGAUCUUGGAUGAACCCACAGCCGGUGUUGACCCCUAUGCACGCAGGGGAAUCUGGGACCUGCUACUUAAAUACAGACAAGGCCGCACCAUCAUCCUGUCUACCCAUCACAUGGAUGAGGCAGACAUCCUGGGUGACCGCAUUGCCAUCAUCUCCCAUGGCAAGCUGUGUUGUGUCGGCUCCUCACUCUUCCUAAAGACCCAACUGGGCACAGGCUACUAUCUGACCCUGGUCAAGAGAGACUACGAUUUGACACUUCAGUCUUGCAGGAAUUCUGCUAGCACGGUUUCCUAUAGCAAGAAAGCCGAGAAGGAGGAUAGUGUGUCUGAGAGCAGUUCUGAUGCAGGACUUGGCAGUGAACCAGAGAGUGAAACCACCACAAUUGAUGUUUCCCUCAUCUCCAAUGUGAUUUUCAAGCAUGUCUCAGAGGCUCGCCUGGUGGAAGACCUUGGGCAUGAGCUCACUUAUAUCCUGCCCUACCAGUCAGCCAAAGAUGGAGCCUUUGUGGAGCUCUUCCAUGAGCUGGAUGACCGUCUCACUGACCUGGGGAUAUCAAGCUAUGGAAUAUCGGAUACCACCCUAGAGGAGAUUUUCUUGAAAGUUGCUGAGGACAGUGGAGUUGAUUCCGUGGAACUUUCAGACGGAGUGGUGCCAACGCGGACCCGUCGGCGUCAUGCCUUUGGAGACCAUCAAAGCUGCUUGAAGCCCUUCACAGAGGAUGACUUUGAUUUCAAUGAUUCAGAAGAAUCUCGUGAGACUGACUGGCUCAGUGGAACAGAUGGUAAAGGCUCAUACCAGGUCAAAGGCUGGAGUCUAAAGCGACAGCAGUUUGUAGCACUACUCUGGAAAAGAUUUCUCUAUGCUCGGCGUUCCAGGAAAGGUUUUUUUGCACAGAUCGUCCUCCCAGCUGUAUUUGUGUGCAUUGCCCUGGUGUUCAGCCUAAUUGUUCCUCCGUUUGGAAAGUACCCAAGUCUGGCCCUCGAUACUAGCAUGUAUGGGGAGCAGUUUACCUUCAUCAGUAAUGACAUACCUGAGGACCCUCACACCAACAAACUGCUUGGAGCUCUGACAGACAAACCAGGAUAUGGAACACGCUGCAUGGAAGGAGGAUCCAUGACGAACACUCCAUGUGCAGCAAUGGAGGAUGAGUGGUCAGUUCCACAAGUACCUGAAAGUGUGACAGACAUGUUUGACAAAGGCAACUGGUCCAUGGAGAAUCCAUCUCCUCUAUGCGAGUGCAGCUGUGAAGGACGCAAAAGGAUGCUGCCUGAAUGUCCAGCUGGUGCAGGGGGUCUUCCACCUCCACAGAUGAAACUCAGCGAUAAAGACACUCUUCAGAAUUUGACUGGUAGAAACGUGUCGGAUUAUCUGGUGAAGACCUACGCUCAGAUCAUUGGGAAAAGCCUAAAGAACAAGAUUUGGGUCAAUGAGUUCAGAUAUGGUGGCUUCUCGCUUGGCGCCAGAGGCUCUCAGCUUCCAGCCCACAGGGACCAGGUCGAUGAUGCUAUUGCUCAACUCCGCAGACGCUUCCGUCUCGAAAGGGGAACUGCAGCAGAUCGUUUCUUCCGCAGUCUCUCCAACUUUAUUCAAGGAUUGGACACCAAAAAUAAUGUCAAGAUCUGGUUCAACAACAAAGGCUGGCACAGUAUCGGCUCUUUCCUAAAUGUGAUGAACAAUGGAAUCCUUCGAGCAAGUCUGCCAGCUGGCAAAGACCCCACCAAGUUUGGUAUCACUGCGUAUAAUCAUCCUCUCAACCUCACCAAGGAGCAGCUGUCACAAGUUGCACUAAUGACAACAUCAGUGGAUGUGCUGGUGUCCAUCUGCGUGAUCUUUGCCAUGUCCUUUGUGCCUGCCAGCUUUGUUGUUUUCCUCAUCCAGGAGAGGGUAAACAAGGCCAAGCACAUGCAGUUUAUCAGCGGAGUGCAACCUUUCCUCUACUGGCUGGCCAACUUUGUCUGGGACAUGUGUAACUACAUUGUUCCUGCCACACUGGUUAUCAUUAUCUUCAUUUGCUUCCAACAAGAGGCUUAUGUCUCCUCCACCAACCUGCCUGUUCUGGCCCUGCUGCUGCUGCUCUAUGGAUGGUCCAUCACCCCUCUGAUGUACCCAGCCUCAUUCUUCUUUAAGAUCCCCAGCACGGCCUAUGUGGUUCUGACCAGUGUCAACAUACUGAUCGGAAUCAACGGAAGCGUGUCCACGUUUGUACUGGAGCUGUUUGGAGGCAAUGACAUUGGCGGUAUCAACGACAUCCUGAAGAACGUGUUCCUCAUCUUCCCUCACUUCUGUCUUGGGAGAGGCCUGAUCGACAUGGUGAAGAACCAAGCGAUGGCUGAUGCUUUGGAAAGAUUUGGGGAAAACCGUUUCCGUUCUCCAUUGGCCUGGGACAUGGUGGGAAAGAACCUGUUUGCAAUGGCCAUUGAGGGAGUCAUCUUCUUCUGCAUCACCGUCCUCAUUCAGUAUCGCUUCUGCAUCAAGGCUAGGUCAUCCUCCAGUCACCUGAAGCCAAUCAGAGAAGAGGAUGAAGAUGUGGCCAGAGAACGACAGAGAAUCCUCAGUGGAGGAGGACAGGCUGACAUCUUGGAGCUGAGGCAGCUCACUAAGAUUUACAAGCGGAAACAGAAGCCCGCCGUGGACCGACUGUGUGUCGGCAUCCCCCCAGGCGAGUGCUUUGGUUUGCUGGGAGUCAAUGGAGCAGGGAAAACCAGUACAUUUAAAAUGCUGACAGGAGACUCAGUGGUCACAAGUGGAGAGGCCUACCUGGCAGGAAAGAGUGUAACGACAGAAAUAGAUGAGGUACAUCAGAACAUGGGAUACUGUCCUCAGUUUGAUGCCGUCAAUGACCUGCUGACAGGACGGGAGCACCUUGAGUUCUAUGCCAUUCUGAGAGGCGUGCCUGAGAAGGAAGUGUGUGAGGUGGCAGAGUGGGGCAUCCGCAAGUUGGGGUUAGUCAAGUAUGUGGACAAGGCAGCAGGCAGCUACAGUGGAGGCAACAUGAGGAAACUGUCCACCGCCAUCGCUCUCAUAGGAGGACCGCCUGUUGUGUUCCUGGAUGAACCUACAACAGGCAUGGACCCUAAAGCACGGCGCGCCCUGUGGAACGCCAUACUGAGCAUCAUCAAAGAGGGACGAUCUGUCGUCCUGACCUCCCACAGCAUGGAAGAGUGUGAAGCGCUUUGCACCAGGAUGGCCAUCAUGGUCAAUGGCAGGUUCCGCUGUCUGGGGAGUGUGCAGCACCUGAAAAACAGGUUUGGGGAUGGUUACACCAUCAUCCUCAGGGUGGCUGGACCGGAUCCAGACCUUCGGCCGGUGAUGGAGUUUAUCGAGCAAGAACUUCCCGGCAGCAACCUGAAGGAGAAACAUCGCAACAUGCUGCAGUACCAGCUGCCCUCAUCCCUGACCUCCCUUGCACGCAUCUUCUCCCUGCUGGCCACCAACAAGGAGGCACUCAGGAUAGAGGACUACUCUGUCUCUCAGACCACUUUAGACCAAGUGUUUGUAAAUUUCGCCAAGGACCAAAGUGAUGAGGACCACUUGAAAGAUGUCCACCUAGGCAAACGGGACGCUGUGGUCGUGGACAUUUCCCAGCUAAACUCUUUCCUAAUGGACAACAAGACCAGGGAGAGCUGUGUCUGAUUCCACCACGCCACCUUCCCCCAGUGGGUAUCUAAUGCAUCACCCUCAUGGCGUCAUCCCUCCACAGAUAGUCUGUACCACUAUAAUCUGAAGUGGGAGACGGGACAAGGUUCACUUUAUUUUUUCUCAUUUGUAGACUUUUUUUAUUGUUGUUGUUAAUCCUCAGUGGACCUGCUGUUAAACGCACAGCCUCUGAAGACGUGAUGAGGCAGAGACUGCAGGUAUCGUGAAAGACACUGAACUCAAUGCAAAUCAAUGCAAGAAAUCUAUAUAUUUAAAGACGAGGGGAUACUUGAGUGAUGGUUGGAGACUGGUGCUUCUCCCUCACUGUAUUUGGACACUUUAAGUGGGAUUGUCGAGCUGUGUUUGACUGGAAAAGUAGCCAUGCUACUCACUUAGAGGAAGUCUAGUUUUGAAACCCAUUCCGAAAAGUUGCGCUCAUUCACUGCCAGCUGCAAAGGACGGACUUAAACCUUAUCCAGGUGUAAUUUCUUCGUUACCAGGAGUAGUUUUAUAACGCAGGAUGUGACUCUAAACACAUUUACAGUCUGACUCAUUUCAAGGGUGGAACACCAAACACUUUUACUACUUCGAUUUUUUUUAAUACGGUAAGUCGUGACUUUGUUGUAUUUUUUUUUAACAUUGUCUCUUUAUUAGUUGUUCCUCCUUGACGUGGUUCAUCACAGUGCCUACGUGAAUGAAGGAGGGGGUAGUAAAUAUGAGCACUCCAUUGACCACAACAACAACAUAGGCUGCCAAGGAAUGUUUGACUCAAGCGUCAAAGCACAGAAACAGUUUUUUGUGGAGAAAAGAAGUCCUGACUUGAUGGAAACAAAAAAAAAUCUUGUAACUAUGGCCUCUACAUGAUGUGCAGUCUGCUAUAAUGGCUUCUUUUUACUCACCCCCACCAUCUUUAAAUGGGUGAACAAUGUGGAACUACAGUAUGUGAUGGUGAAGAUGAUUAUUGCAUGCUCUCUUCUGCCUGAACACACACUCAUGGAUCCUCAGCCCUAUUCUGUGUGUGGUCAAGCAUGCAGACUUUGAAAGCUUCGUUGUUGGAUUAUUCCGCACAUCACGUACAUGUGGGCUUGAAAUCCAAAUGAAGGUGUGAUUAGUGGGAUGCAGAUCAGAAGGGGUAGCAUUCAUACAUGCUAGAUGACGAAAAUGUAACACAAUUGGGAGUAAAGAUGGCUCUUGAGUUGGACGUAGAUGUUUCUGUACAGUAGCAGUCUUGUGAUGUCAGCGGUGGAAUUAAAAAACUGUGUGCCAAAUUAAAGUUAAAUAUGUGUCAACCAGCAGAACAAUGAUGAGGCAACUGUUUGUAAAUUGAAAGUUGUUCUUUGGUGUCACUUCAUUUUAUUUUCCUCCGUAGACCGGUCAGUCAAAGCAAUUGUCAAAUGACAUUAUAUGUGAAAAAUAGUGACAAGUUGCCAAACUCCAACUGUGCUGCCAUGACGUCACCCGCAAUUAGACUGGAUGCAAUCAGGGACCACUGCAAUUGAGACAAGUCUUCUGACCAAAUGAAUACAUAUCCAGGGUUCAAAUUGAUGAGGCUUUUAUCAUUGCUUCUGUGUUUUAAAAAAAAUGUUGUAGAAAGGAUUUCUAACAGAUCUGGAAUUGGUAGAAAUCUGUUGCGCUUCAUUCAACAUGUUGACUAAAAGAGAAGCUUGAGACAUGGAAAAAGAAAAACACUGCACUGGAGCUCCAAAAGAUUUGUCUGAAGACUGAACUUAGUAGGAAUGAGUGGAUGAGCCAGAAAACGAAGUCAAACGAUUUGACACGAGCAACGGCAGUAACAUGGUGAUUUUCUCCUCUUGUGCUCAAUAUUAUUAUUCGUUUACAUUUUUUUCAAGUAUUAAACAGCUGUUUGAGUCUGUUACCUGUUAUGUAUAGUAAAUAUUAAAAUAAAGUUGAUACGUUUUGAAAAAACAAUGGCCUUUGUUGACUUUUUUUAAUUUUAACUAUUGUCUAUAUGGAAUUUAUUUUUCUGUUUAACAUGAAUGUAGUGAACCCAGCACACACCCAUAGUGAUAAAAGUUUUAUUUUGUGGCAAAUAUUCCAUUUCUAUAAUAUUUGCGUUAUUUAUACAGAAAAAUAGUAAUUUAUAUUGCAUAAUGUUUAUUACACAAAAUAUGGCCAAAAGGUAUUUGGACGUAAUCUGUGCAAAAUCCUUAAAUUGGCAUAAAUAAAGAAUAUCAAAAAUAAGUACAAAGGGCGUAAAUAGUGACGUCACACGCCAGUUUGCUACACGUGUCAGCAGGCACCGAGCACGUCGUCGUCAAGAGAGCUAACAACGCACUGUUGUAAGUUGUAAGUUAACCUAAUAAUAGUUAAAUCAAGAUUAUUUAUGUGAGUGUGUUUGCAUCAGGGAGCGCAGGACGUCUGAAGCCGAAUAAAUGUGGCCAUUCAAUGAGGUUAUUGGUUAACAGCAUCUAUUUGCACCCCGAAGAGAGGUAUGCGGCAUUUUAUUAGUGGCAUGUUAUUUUUCCAUUGGAUUGUAUUGAAGGGGCUACUUAGGUGUGUGAGUUUUAAUAAAUGUUUUGCUAUGGUUUAGUUUCACGGUACUCAUGAAGAAAUAAAAAUUGUACCAGCCGAGCUCAACGCUGUGAUUCUUGACACCAAGGGCUGCUACAGUGAAAGGCUAAGCUCCAUUGGCGCCACCUUGUGGCGAGUACGAUCAUCCACCUGCGGCUUGAACAUUCAACCAUUCAACUGCAGUGACCGACGUCUGGUAGCUGCGGGGUAAAGUCACUCUCAACGACAAUGAAAUCGCAUGGUUUUGAGCAAAUAUAAGGAGUCAUCUGCCUGCUUCUUCAAUCACAUAAGACGAUGGACACAGAUUUUAAAUGUAGUCCAAUUCUGAGCAAAUCUUGAUGACUGCAUAAAUGCAUGAAUGUAAAUGUUAAAGGUAGCAUCUAAGGUCAAAUCAUUUUAAUUUUGGAAUUAAUGUCAUCUUUAUCACUGGUAUUUAAUAGUUGAAGUUUCCUGAGUGUGCAUUUUUACCAAGGCUUAUUUUAUUGUGGCAUGGUUUAUUUUCUAUCUAAAAGGUCUAAAGGUGUUUGAUAGGAGUGGUGGUUUAAAGCAUUGAAAACCGAUUAAAGGUCACAUCUCAAACUUUAGUUAAGACAAGAUACACUCAAGCUAUUUAUCCAUACGCAGUCAUAAAGUAACAUGUUAGCACCCACUGAAGAAGGAAAGAAUCCCACUGAAACUCAACACGCAAGGUCUAGCUCUCGUGAGCAAACCUUAACAGAAAAUGGCCAAGAACUGCAAAAACAGGAACUAAAGAAGGAGAAAGCAUUUAAUAAGGCAUAUGAGACUUGGAGAUUGGCUGCUAAAGAAACAAGAGCCGAACUGAAGACCUUCUGCUCACUUGAGGAACUGGAAGACAGCCAAAGAAACACAAAGGCAGUGAAGUCCACAAAGUUUAUGCCUCAUGUCUUGACUCAACAUGCUGCUGCCACUUCUAGCAUUGUUCCUGUUCUUGUGACUCCACGUUUAUGCUGGAAGACUUGGCUGUAGAGAUGAGCGUGAACACUCAACCAGCAAAGCCAUUGGAUAAGUCGCACAUCCCAACAAAGCGCACAGCUCUUUAGUGGCCUCACCUCAGCCAUUUAGCCAACAUGUUGCCACUACUUCAAGAUUGUGAAGUUGGACUCCUCAUGGGCUAUAACUGCCCUUUAGCUUUGGCUCCCCUAGAGGUCAUCAUGGUGACACGAAGACUUUUGCGCAACACACUGUGCUUGGCUGGAGCAUUAUGGAGUCAGCCAAUUCUCACUUGGACAAGCAGGGCAGCCAUAGUUUUGUGCAUCGUGUGGCAGUUAAGAAUUACCUAAGGCAGAUGUGUUAAAUAAGUGGCUCAGGAUGAUGUUGGUUUUAUACAAUUUCUGACUAAUAAUAUUAAACAAGAAAAGGGUGGACAUUAUCAGAUGCCCCUCCCCUUUAAAAAUGACAACCCACCAGUACUGCCAAACAACAGAAGGCUAGCUACAGUUCAGUUACAACAGCUGAAAAGGAAGCUAUCCCCCAAGAAGCAAUAUUAUGGCCAGUACACUGCCUUUUUAUGGAAGAAAUGAUUAGCAAAGGUGAUGCAGAGCCAGCUCCUGCGGCUUGGGAGGGAGAAAGUGUCUGGUAUAUCCCUCCAUCAUGUGUACCACCCAAGGAAACCUAAUAAGCUAAGAGUUGUUUUUGAUUGUUCAGCAAAGUUUAACGGCAUUUCACUAAAUGACACCUUACUUACUGGUCCUGAUUUAAUGAAUUCACUGGUGGGAGUUUUGUGUCGAUUUAGAAGGGAGGAGGUUGCUGUGAUUUGCAACAUUAGAAAAUGAAGCACAAGAAUAUCAAAUGAAGUUCAUCUCUUCGGUGCCGCCUCCUCACCUGGAUGUCCUAACUUUGGCCUGAAGUAUCUUGCUCAGCAAUGCAAAGCUAUCCAUUCUGAAGCAUCAGCCUUGUUGAAAGGAACUUUUAGGUCGAAGAUGGAUUAAUCAGUGUUCCAACUGUCUAACAGGCCCAAGAACUAAUUGAGGCAUAGGAGCUGUGUAGUCGUGCCGGCCUAAGAUUAGAAGAAGUUUAACUCAAACCACAAGGAUGUUCUCUCCUGUGUAGCUCCUUCAGAAAGGGCAUCAGAACACAGCAAGGUUCCCCAAGGUAACAUCAGAAGGGCAUGUACUUGGCGUUCAGUAAUCAAUGGUGAGCGACUCCUUUAGCUUCAAUAUCAAUGGGAAAGAUCAUCCUUCAACUCGGCAUGGGCUCCUCUCUGUCAUUGCUUCUCGGUAUGAUCCACUUGGGUUCAUUGCCCCUUUUACCCUGAGUGGAAAGUGCAUCCUCCAAGAACUGUGUCACAAAAGUAUCGGAUGGGACUCUGGAACAGACACAGGUUCCCUGACCGAUAUCUGGCGUCUUGCCUUCGGCUCAGGUACACGUCCCACCAAUGGUCGGAGGUUUGACCUAUGUACCAUCUUGGUGAGCCCUCCAUCCAGGGGUUCCACAGUGUAGUAGUUCCCUGGGCAUGCACAACCUUGUACACGGUGUACACUGGAUUUUAUAGCUUCCUGAAGCCUGAAGCGGAGGUACACCAGAUCUCCUACAAGAGCUGGACAAUAUACUUUCUCUUGUUGCUGAGUCACUCUUUCUGCUGCCUUGGGCUCUGUGAUCUCCUUCGCUCUUGCAUGGGAAUUUCGUAGUCUGUCCUGGUGUACAGUCAGUUUUGCCUUCCUUCAGUUGUUCUUGGCCUAGCAGAGCGUCAACGGGAAGAUGUGGAUGGACUCCGAACUGCAGGUAAUAAGGUGAAUACCCUGUUGUUGAGCGGGGUGUAAAAUUGUACGCAUAUACAAGCUCUGACGAUUGUUCAGGCCAAAGGUGUUCAGGGAGAAGUGUGCGCAACAGGUGAUGUAAAGUUCUGUUGAAUCUUUUGCAUUGUGGGUUGCCUUCGGGGUGGUGGGGUGUGGUUUGGAUCGUCUUAACACCGUACAACUUCCACAACUCGGCGACCAAUGCACUUUCAAAAUUGCAGACGUUCCAGACCACUGCAGGCGUUCCAGCCGCCCAUACUUGAGAAACCACUCUGUGAUAAUGACUUUUGCUGUAGUAUCCGCAUUGUGGUCUUGAACGGCAGAAGCCUGACUGAAUUUUGUGAAUACAUCUGUUAUCACAAACACACAUCCACGUCCAUCUGUGGCACAUUCAGGUGUAGUAACAUCUACAGCAACAACCUCAAGCGGUCUGGUGGCCAAAAAUGGAAUUUGAGGGGCUUGAAUCUUUGGCUGCAGCAUUUUCGUCAGAACGCACCUUUUGGCAUGUCUUCACUCACUGCUCAACAUCUUUGUGCAUGCCUCCCCUGAUGGCCCAUCUGGUCAUACACACUUUUCAGCACUUGUUCCUUGAAGCAGGCAGGUAACAGUAAUUGAUGGCAUUCCCCAAGGUGCACAUCUUCAAUUACUCGAUACAAGAGUCCAUCUCUCAAGUCGGGGUCACUGUCCCACUUGCUGUCUGGUCUGGUCCUAAAAGUGUCCCUGCCCUCAGUGAGCUGCAUACUGCUAUGCAACCAUCGUAUUCCGCAACCUCACUAUUUAUUCAUGGCCAUAUCAAAGUGAAAUAAUUAAUUAUACUCAUCAUCUGUGACAAAGUACUCGGUGGAUUGAUGAGUUGCGUCAGUGUGCUGAAGGCAUGCUGUACCUCGUGAUGACCGCAACGUGGCAGUGUUGACAUUUUGUGGUGACCUUUUCUUUGUGACUUUUUCGGGACCAGGUUAUGAGUUUAGCCUCAGUUACCACGGUGAUAACACCGCUUAAAAGAGAGCUACCUUCGCUGAACAGGCACGCCCGGCUUUACACUCAACAUACCUCGCUAACGCACUAAACUCGCUUCGCAGUAUACCCCCAUAGGCAACGUGCAUGAAACAAACACAAUGCUCCAACAAAGGGAGAUGCCACCAUCUGAACUAGAUAGGAGAACUAAAAUUAGCGGCAGGUGUGUAAAAACAGGAAAGUAAAGGUGGCAGAAAACAAGGCGGAGCAAAACAGGAAGAAUUACAAAAUAAGAGCCUCACAGGAACUGAAAUGAUAAAUGAUGAGCCAUUUUCUUUUAAUCUUAAUGGAGUGCCUUAGACAUUUAAACAUGCAUAAAAAUCCAGAUUAAAACACUACUCUUGUGUUUCUGUCACAUAAAAUAAGUCAGUAACACGGCCAGUUUGAACAAUGUGAUAGUAAUUAUUACUUUAUUGAAAUGUAGUUACAACAUUUGCAUCAUUAACAAAUUUGGUUAGUUUCACAGUCAAGAAAGGAGUAUUUAUGAGGUCACAGAGUAUUACAUGCUCAACAUCUAUUUUAAAUGUAUGAAAUAAUACUACUAUUGCAGACAGUGUAGCUACAAUGCAUGGGGGCAGCGCAACUGUGCAUGGCUCAAGUGUGACAAUGCAGCAACAAUAGGCUCUGUCGUAUGUAAUUUGACUCCAGUGCCUACACAACACUGAGGCAAUGCUUAUCAUCUCAGGCCGUAGUGUAUUUCCACAGUAAAGAGCCUGUGUUUUCUAACGUCUCAUCCAUGGCAAUGCACAGUAAAUGUAAGAACAUCAUGUGUUUAAACAUUUGUAUAAUAAGGCACAGUUAAGUGCAUUUUCUAUGCUGACCAAUAAGAGUAGAUGUAUGUUUAAUUUUCAAAUCGGAUUUUCCAGACUGUAAGUCACACUUUUUUUUUUUU